AUGACUCUAGUGUGUGUAUCUGUUCAAAUAGGAAGCAUCACCAAGACCAGUCGAACAAACAUUAAAGUUGAAAGGAUUGCUAGUCCUGCUCUGCGGCUAUACAAAGUCAAAACUACGCGAGACGACACAGCAAUGUACUUGAAGCCAAGUCUAGGGGUCAAGCAGGCAGAGUGGGUUGCGCUAACACCUGGAAACUGGAAGCACUAUAUAGAUAUUGCAAGAGGUCAUCACCAGAAGUGCAGGACAAACAAAGGAAUACGGAGGGCGACAGGGUCAAGAAUCCAAGACGCUGCCCGUGCAAUUGAUGGCUAUCUAUUGGAGCGUGGCGACGUCCAAGUCGGACCUAUUGCCCGUACUUAUUGGGAGACCACCCAUACCAGACAGCCUGAAGGUACAGCCCCAUCCGUACCGGAUAAUGUAACUUUUCGCCAGAUGCAGCAUCUUGACUCAAUGCGACCUUUGCCAACGCCUACAAAAACCGAGAGCAACCUGCAAACGAUCACUGUACAGCUGAAUGGCUCGUCAGAUCUACAGCUUUCGUUUAACGUGCGUGAGCUACGAACCAUUCUUGUCUUACCGAAUCACAACCUACUAGCUGAAGGGGUAUUCUCCUCAUUCGACGUCCCAGCUGAACCGACCGAAGAUAUGGUCGACGAAGACCAUAUUAUAGAAGAAGAGUAA
Molecule: messenger RNA, 681 nt
Organism: Phytophthora infestans T30-4
Lineage: Eukaryota; Oomycota; Peronosporomycetes; Peronosporales; Peronosporaceae
Exons: 3
Coding region: 1-681 (226 amino acids)
Source: RefSeq, a predicted model, not a curated record